AUGAUUGUGGCGAUAUCUCCUCGCCGUGACCUGGUGGACGUUGAACCAAAAGGCGAAUGUGACACGCAGUCGCUGACUGACAGUGUAACGGACUAUCCCGUGGAGAACGGCAGACGGUACCACAAGUACCAUGAAGGAGCUUAUCCAUACCCGAAUGAUGAACAAGAGCUGGAUCGUCUGGACAUGCAACAUCACAUGUUCAAACUGGUCAUGGGUGGCAAGUUAUACCAUGUCCCGCUCGACGCCCCCAAACAAAUACUUGAUAUCGGUACUGGCUCUGGUAUCUGGCCCAUAGACAUGGCGCCCAUAUUCCCAAACGCUACAAUCAUAGGCACGGAUCUUUCUCCAGUCCAACCAACCGAGGUCCCUGAAAACGUUCACUUUCUCGUUGACGAUGCAACUGAGGAUGAAUGGCUGUGGGACACGGGCCAUUUUGAUUUCAUACACAUCGGAAACAUGACGGGUGCCAUGAAGUCUUUCAAGCGCCUAUUACGCCAGGCAUUUAAAUAUCUCAAACCAGGGGCAUACAUCGAAUGCCACGAGAUGGACCCAAAGCCAAAAUGUGACGAUGGCACCAUGCCGCCUGAAAACCCCGACGGGUACAGUGCAUAUGCCAUGCACGACUGGUUCGACCUGAACAUGCGCGCAAGCCAGGAAACUGAGCCUUCAAGACAGUUCCGGAUCGCGCCUCAAAUUGAGCGGUGGAUGAAGGAAGUUGGGUUUGUUGAUGUUGAACAGCGGGUGUUCAAAGUUCCGACAAACACCUGGCCAUCCGACAAGAAGUUGAAAGACAUUGGGAAAUGGAGCGAGAGCAAUUGGCUCGAAGCGUUGGCCGGUUGGUCCUAUAAACCUUUCCUCGCACUGGGUUGGUCGAAACCCGAGAUCGAAGUCUUCCUCGCCGAUGUGAGAAAAAGCGUGCAGAACAGGAGUGUGCAUGCCUACAUGAAUUUCUUCGUGGUUACCGGCCGAAAACCGCUACCCAAUGAAUAG
Molecule: messenger RNA, 990 nt
Organism: Penicillium canariense
Lineage: Eukaryota; Fungi; Ascomycota; Eurotiomycetes; Eurotiales; Aspergillaceae
Product: class I SAM-dependent methyltransferase
Exons: 5
Coding region: 1-990 (329 amino acids)
Molecular function (GO): methyltransferase activity
Source: RefSeq, a predicted model, not a curated record